Staurois parvus is the source of this 547-nucleotide messenger RNA. The record is from the annotation of a GenBank genome assembly. Lineage: Eukaryota; Metazoa; Chordata; Amphibia; Anura; Ranidae.
ACACACACUAUAUUGCCAAAAGUAUUGGGCCAGCCCUCCAAAUCAUUGGAUUCAGAUGUUCCAAUCACCUCCAUGAGCACACAUGUAUAAAAAGCUGCUUCUACACACAUUUGUGAAAGAAUGGGUCACUCUCAGGAGCUCCAUGAAUUCAAGUGUGGUACCAUGAUAGGUUGCCACCUGUGCAAGAAGUCCAUCUGUGACAUUUCCUUGCUACUAAAUAUUCCACGGUCAACUGUUAGUGGUAUUAUAACAAAGUGGAAGCAACUGGGAACAACAGCAACUCAGCCACAAAGUGGUAGGCCAAAUAAAAUGACAGAGCGGGGUCAGUGCAUGCGCACAGUGCGCAGAAGUCACUAACUGUCAGCAGAGUCAAUAGCUAAAGACCUCCAAACUUUGUGUGUCCUUCAGAUUAGCACAACAAAAGUGCAUAGAGAGUUUAAUGGAAUGGGUUUCCAUGACCGAGCAGUUGCAUUCAAGCCUUACAUCGCCAAGUGCAAUGCAAAGCAUCGGAUACAGUGGUGUAAAGCACGCCACCACUGGACUCUAG